UAAUAUGACGUUAAACUAAUAAUAAUAAGUAAUGAAAUCAAAAGGAUAAUGGAGUUGGUCGAGAAAAGCUCAAACAAAUAAAACACAAGUAACAACAACUCGAGAAAAAAAAAAGUGAAAAAGAUUAAAGAAAAAAGGCAUAAUAAGAGACGGAGAAUAUAAUAAGAGCUUUCCUUCCAUCAAUUCGAGGCAGCCAUCUAAUCCAACCAAGCAAAGGCAAUGGAUGGCGGCGACACAUUAGAGAAAGGAAUGCGAGUUUCUUCUCCUUGGCCUGGGGAGAAGAGAAAAGAAAUUAAAAUAGAACGAAAGGGCAACAAAAGGGGAGGUGGCGUCUGAAUAAGCCACGUGGCAAGGCACCAGUGGUUUGGUAGGAGAGAGACGGAGAGAAAGAGAGAGAGGGGAGCUAACUUUCCCUUUCCCUUUCUCUCUCAUGCGCUGCCAUGUCAGAGUGGUAACCCCGUCCCUAUGACCCCGGCGUAUCCGCAUCGUAUGCUCUCUUUCUUUCUCUAUAAAACCUCAAUCCCUCUCUCUGAAAAAACACUCUAUAUCAAUAAAUCUCUUUCUUUUGGUUUCUUUAUUUCUUUCUUUUUUUAAUUUUAUUUUCAAUUUGCUCUACAUUUAUUCAAUUUUUUUAGUGUCUUCUCUGUUUCUCUCUUCUCUUCCUUUUCUUUGCUUGCUAUAUACCCUAAUACCACCUCUCUCUCCUUCUCUAUCUGUCUAUAUUCACUACAUCUCUUAAUCUGUUAGUCUUGAUGUUAAUUCUUUGAUCCACAAGAAAGAUUGGAAUUCUACCUUGAGUCUUGUAGCAGGUAAGAUUGCGGGUUUGAAGCUUCAUUGCUCUGGCAGUGAUUCAAGACAUGUUUUCUGUUGUUCCCAUCCACAAUGUAAGAACCCAUGAUUAAAAAAAGAUGAAGGAUACCAUUUCAUCAAAUAAUAAAAUGAUUAAUCGAAACUGGGUCUUGAAGCGCAAACGAAGAAAGCUUCCAUGUGGACCAUCCUUAUCUAAUGGUAAAGAAGAGAACUUAGUAGCGUCAGAAUCUCCAAGGAGUACUUCAGCUAAGCGUAGGCUGAAAGGCGAAAUAAGCUCUGAUCAGUUGUCAUCUAAAAAGAAAGGAAAUGAUGGGUAUUACUAUGAAUGUGUGAUUUGUGAUCUUGGUGGCAACUUGUUGUGUUGUGAUAGUUGUCCCAGGACCUAUCAUCUUCAAUGCCUUGAUCCACCUCUUAAGAGCAUUCCAAUGGGAAAGUGGUUAUGCCCAAACUGCUGUAAGAAAACUGAUCCACUCAAGCCCAUUUCAAUUUCAAAAAGAGCAAGAUCAAAAAUUAUCAAGACAAAAGCUCAAACUGGAAUAAAGUCACCUGCUACUGAAAAAGUGUCCCGAAUUUUUGGAACAUCCAUUAUUGCUAGGAAAAGAUCCUCCUCUAGCAAAGGAAAAUCUGGUUUAGCUCAGGGAGUUGAUACUUUGAAAAAGGAACCAAGAACAUUGCAUAUGGAUGUACCUUGUAUCCCCAAGCCAGGUCUUACUUCCCUUGGUGGUGCUGAGGAAGGUGGUUCAUCCCUUGAUGGUGCUCAGGAAGGUGGUUCUUCCCUUGUGAAUGUUGAUGACAAAAAGAAGCCUGAUGCAUCUCCAACAGAUUCAUCUGGAGGAAGGAAGUUAACUCCUCCUGCUAAUGAGGUUUUGUGUCAUUCUAAAAGCACAAAGAAGCCUGAUGCAUCUCCAUCAGAUUUAUCUGCAGAAAGGAAGUUAAUUCCUCCUGCUAAUGAGGUUUUGUGUCAUUCUAAAAGCACAAAGUCUAAACAAAAUGAUGAAGAACCUGAAGGGAAGAAUGAAUUUUCUUGUGAUAAUGAGUCUUCCAGAAACAAAAUUGUUCUUGCAAUUGGUGUAGUCACAAGGAAAGAUAGAAAAAGAAAGCAGAAAGUCAACAAUGAGGCAAGUCAAAAGAAGUGUAAGAGAGAUAAGGGAAAGCAUGCUGUUAGUACUUCCAAGAAAAAAAGGUCUAAAGCAAAUAAUAUUGGUCCUGGAACUAUUAAAACUCCUCAGAAACAGAAACCAGUUAAUCAUGGGGUUUCUGCAUCUUUGUCAAAGGAUGAUGAUGGAAGCAAGAACUUUGAUACUCAUAAAAAAGAUGAGAAGUUUCCUGAGGACACAACACGCCAGUCAGAUGAGUCAGAUAAGGGGACUGUGGAUGCCUCACUGAUACAUGAAGACAGUGUUCCUGCUGAAUUUCAGCAGGUUGAUAGGGUUCUAGGCUGUCGGGUUCAAGGUGAUAAUGCUAGUGUUUUGCACCAUGCAUCUGUAGCACUUUUAGAGGAUGUGUGUUCUGAAGAUUUGCUAGUCGAAGAAAAUCAAAACAGACUUUCAGAGGAGAAUUCUGUUUGUGAUAUUGAUUCAGAUAUAGCAGCUACUGAAAAUCUUGUAGAAGGUUGUCCUAAUACUUUGAAAAGUUCUGUUAAAGAAGAAAGCACUAAGAAUGAUGUCAGAGUGGAUAAAAUACAUGUAUAUAGAAGGUCUGUUACUAAAAAAUGCAAGGGAGGGAAUUCCAUGGACUUAUUGAGCAACAAUGCCAAGGGUUCAGGUUGUGCAAUCCUAAAUGGUAAGGAUCAAGAUGAAUCUGCAGUAACUGAAGAUUCAGGAAACAGAAAUGAAAAAAUGGUAGUAUCUGAGGUGGAUGCUGAUGUUAGUGUGAGAAGUCAUGGUACCAUUGAAGUUCCAAAAGUUUGUGAAAUGCCUGCAACAACAAAAGAGAUGGAUAUAAAAAUGAAAAUAAGUAGCAGUGCUGAAAAUAAAGUUCAGGAGCCAGCAGUGACUGAGUCUGCAUGUUCUAAUGGGGAGACAGUUUCAAAUGAAUUUUUUGUUAAAUGGGUGGGGAAGUCCCAUAUUCAUAAUAGUUGGAUUUCUGAAUCCCAGCUGAGAGUUCUGGCAAAGAGAAAACUGGAAAAUUACAAGGCCAAAUAUGGAACAACUGUGAUAAAUAUCUGUGAGGAAAAGUGGAAGAAGCCUCAGCGAGUUAUUUCUCUCCAUGUUUCAAAUGAUGGUAUGAAGAAAGCUUUUGUGAAGUGGACUGGUCUUCCAUAUGAUGAAUGCACUUGGGAAAGAUUAGAUGAACCUGUUGUUCAACAAUCUUCUCAUCUGAUUGAUCUGUUUGAGCAGUUUGAACGCCAGACAUUGGAAAAAGAUGCUGCUAAGGAUGAAUCUAGGGUAAAGGGGGAUCGGCAGCAUGAUAUUGUUACUUUGGCAGAGCAACCUGAAGAACUGAAGGGAGGCUUACUAUUUCCCCAUCAGCUGGAAGCACUCAAUUGGUUGCGUAAAUGCUGGCAUAAAUCCAAAAAUGUUAUACUUGCUGAUGAGAUGGGGCUUGGCAAAACUGUAUCUGCUGUUGCCUUUAUUUCAUCACUUUAUUCUGAGUUUAAAGCUACUCUGCCUUGUUUAGUGCUGGUUCCUCUUUCUACUAUGCCUAACUGGCUUGCUGAGUUUUCAUUAUGGGCUCCUGAUUUAAAUGUUGUGGAGUAUCAUGGUUGUGCAAAAGCAAGAGACAUCAUUCGCCAGUAUGAAUGGCAUGCUACUUAUCCAAGUGAGUUGAAUAAGCGAACAGCUUCUUACAAAUUUAAUGUUCUUUUAACUACUUACGAAAUGAUUCUUGCGGACUCCUCUCAUUUGCGUGGUGUUCCCUGGGAAGUUCUUGUGGUUGAUGAGGGUCAUCGUUUGAAAAAUUCGGGAAGUAAGCUGUUUAGCUUGCUCAACUCAUUCUCUUUCCAACAUCGUGUUCUGUUGACUGGAACCCCACUCCAGAAUAACAUUGGUGAGAUGUAUAACUUGCUUAAUUUCUUGCAGCCAGCUUCCUUCCCUUCUUUGUCUUCAUUUGAAGAGAAGUUUAAUGACCUUACAACUGCGGAAAAGGUGGAGGAACUGAAGAAACUUGUUGCUCCCCAUAUGCUUCGGAGGCUUAAAAGGGAUGCCAUGCAAAAUAUUCCGCCAAAAACUGAACGAAUGGUGCCUGUUGAGCUGUCAUCCAUUCAAGCUGAAUACUACCGUGCAAUGCUAACUAAGAACUACCAGAUAUUACGGAAUAUUGGGAAAGGGGUUGCACAGCAAUCGAUGUUAAACAUUGUGAUGCAGCUGAGAAAGGUUUGUAAUCAUCCAUAUCUCAUACCAGGUACGGAGCCUGAGUCUGGAUCAGUGGAGUUUCUUCAUGAAAUGCGUAUAAAAGCUUCAGCCAAGUUGACUCUUUUGCAUUCCAUGCUUCAAGCCUUAUAUAGAGAAGGCCAUAGAGUUCUUAUUUUUUCACAAAUGACUAAGCUUCUUGAUAUCCUUGAGGAUUAUUUGACCAUAGAAUUUGGCCCUAAAACAUAUGAGAGAGUUGAUGGCUCUGUUUCAGUUGCUGAUCGUCAAACAGCUAUAACAAGGUUCAACCAAGAUAAAAGUCGAUUUGUCUUCUUGUUAUCAACACGUUCUUGUGGCCUUGGUAUCAAUUUGGCAACAGCUGACACUGUUAUAAUUUAUGAUUCUGAUUUCAACCCACAUGCUGACAUCCAAGCUAUGAAUCGGGCACAUCGAAUUGGACAAUCAAACAGACUUUUAGUAUACAGGCUUGUAGUUCGUGCCAGUGUAGAAGAACGCAUCUUGCAGCUUGCUAAAAAGAAACUAAUGCUUGAUCAGCUGUUUGUCAACAAGUCUGGAUCUCAAAAGGAAGUGGAAGACAUACUGCGAUGGGGAACAGAAGAACUAUUCAAUGAUUCUUCUAGUGGAAAAGAUUCAGGUGAAGGCAAUUGCAACAAAGAUGUGUUAACGGAUGUAGAACAUAAGCACCGGAAGAGGGGUGGUGGUUUGGGAGAUGUGUACCAGGACAAAUGUACGGAUGGCAGCAACAAGAUUGUGUGGGAUGAAAAUGCAAUUUUAAAAUUGCUUGAUCGGUCAAACCUUCAGUCUGGAUCAACUGAUGUUGAGGGGGAUUUGGAGAAUGAUAUGCUUGGCUCAGUAAAGUCCAUGGAAUGGAAUGAUGAAGCAACAGAUGAACCAGGGGGAGGUGAAUCACCUUCAGCUGUUGCUGAUGAUAUUUCUGUGCAGAAUUCUGAGAGGAAAGAAGAUAAUGUGUUAAAUGGUACUGAAGAAAAUGAAUGGGACAAACUUUUGCGUGUGAGGUGGGAGAAAUAUCAAAUUGAGGAGGAAGCGGCCCUUGGUAGAGGGAAGCGACAGAGGAAAGCCGUCUCUUAUAGAGAAGCAUAUGCUCCGCAUCCCAAUGAAACAAUGAGUGAGAGCGGUGGUGAAGAAGAAAGGGAACCACAAGCAGAGCCAGAGCGGGAAUAUACACCGGGGGGACGAGCUCUUAAAGCAAAGUAUACCAAACUUCGAGCACGACAAAAAGAACGGCUUGCUAGUAGGAAUGCAAUUGAAGAAUUGCGUACUAGAGAGGGAUUUUCUGAACUUUCAGUAGCUCAUUGUCCUUCCAUGAAUGACAGAGAUGGGGAUCAUGUUAAUCAAUCAGUUCAACAGCCAGAUAAAGAAAAGUGUUCCAUAAUUGACUUGGAGGGUAACAAACUUACUCAAUCAUCAGAUGAAUUAAGGCUUGGGAAGCUGUCAAAACAUAAAAUAAGCAGUCAACUGGAUCUUUCUGUUAAUCCUCUUCAUCAGUCUUCUCCUGACAUAAUCCUUCCGAGUAACAAUCAUCAGGGCACAAGUUAUACCAACUCACUUCCAACCGACAACUUGUUACCAGUUCUUGGGCUUUAUGCCCCUAAUGCUAAACAGUUAGACUUGUAUCAUAGAAACUUCUCAAGAUCAAAUGGCAGGCAGAGCAGGGCAGGAACUGGUCCCUUCAGUUUAGCUACGGCUACUGGAACUUCAACUGAGAAAGAAGCAAAAGGCCAAGAUACUACCCUGGACAAAUUUAGAUUGCAAGAUACAUCACCAGAAGUUUUGCAACGUCUUAAAAAUGGAAACCAAGAAAAUUGGCUCCCAUUUAGCCUGUAUCCUCCUGCUGUUCCACAAGGAAAAGUUUCUGACCAAUUAGAAAGUUCUGGUGCUAGUUUUUCUGAUUUUCAGGAAAAGAUGUCACUGCCUAAUUUACCUUUUGAUGAGAAAUUACUGCCCCGAUUCCCCUUUCCUACCAAAAGCACGACCAUGUCACAUCAUAAUCUAUUGCCUAGCUUAUCCUUAGGGAGUAGGCUGGAUGCUGUAAAUGAGUCCAUGCAAGACCUUCCAACAAUGGCAUUGCCUACCAAUUUGAAGUUCACUCCACAGGAUGUGCCUAGGUAUAAUCAACAAGAGAGGGACAUGCCUCCAACAUUGGGUUUGGGUCAUCUGCCAUCCAUUUCUUCUUUUCCUGAAAACCAUAGGAGGGUGCUUGAAAAUAUUAUGAUGAGAACUGGAUCUGGAUCUGGAUCUGGGAACUGGUAUAAAAGGAAAUCAAAGGUAGAGGGCUGGUCAGAUGAUGAACUUGAUUUUCUCUGGAUUGGUGUUCGUAGACAUGGACGAGGGAAUUGGGAUACCAUGCUUAGAGACCCCAGGCUAAAAUUUUCAAAGUAUAAAACUUCAGAAGAUUUGGCAGCUAGGUGGGAGGAGGAACUACUCAAAAUUUUGGAUGGCUUAGCUUUUCCAGUUCAAAAAUUCACCAAGCCAACAAAAACUACCAAAACUUCUUCCUUGUUUCCGAGCAUUCCUGAUGGAAUGAUGACACGGGCAUUGCAGGGUAGUAGAUUUGUUGCACCAUCAAAAUUUCAAACUCACCUGACGGAUAUGAAAUUGGGUUUCAGUGAUCUAGCUUCCAGCCUGCCUCACUUUGGGCCAUCAGAUCAACUUGGUUUGCAAAAUGAUCAUUUUCCUUCUAUUCCAACAUGGAAUCCUGAGAAAUUUCGGGCAAACUUUCCUGGAGACUCAAUUGCUGGACCCUCUGAUAGGCCAGGCCCAUCUUUGAAUGUACCUAGUGAGAGACCUUUUCUUCUCAAUUCUUUUGGAGCCAGCAACUUCGGCUCUAGUCUGAAUUGCUCCAGUAGCUUUGAUUUACACAGGAAGGAGGACGAUUAUGGUUCAAUGAAGUAUGGGAAGUUGCCUAGUCUUCUCGAUAGAUCACUACAUAUUUUACGUGAUUCCUACAAUAAUGGGGGAAGUGUUGAAUCUCUCAGCUCUGGAUUUCUGACUGAUCCAAACGAAGGACUGAACCUUUCCCAUUCAAAGGGAAAAGAGGCAGUUGGAAAUAGUUCUUCUUCCAAGAACAAGUUACCUCACUGGCUUCGGGAAGCUGUUAGUGCUCCUGCCAAACCACCAGAUCCUGAUCUACCACCCACUGUGUCAGCAAUUGCUCAGUCAGUUCGUGUACUGUAUGGAGAAGAUAAGCCAACCAUUCCCCCAUUUGUGGUACCGGGCCCCCCUCCUUCUCUGCCAAUGGAUCCAAGACAUGGUCUAAAGAAGAAAAAGAAGCGGAGGUCACAUAUAUUCAGGCAGGUCCUACCAGAUGCCGUUGGAAGUAGUAGUCUCCCUCCGGCAUGCUCAAUUCCAUUAACCCCACCAUUUCAACUGCUUCCACAACCAAUAACUGGAAGUGUGGGGCUUCCUUGGAUUGAAUCUGAUCUCAAUCUGCCUCCCCUUAACUUAAGUACGAUGAAUCCCUCGUCUUCAUCAGCAUAUCUAAUUCCACCAAAGAAAUCAAGCAUGGGAUUAUCCCCCUCCCCUGAAGUGCUUCAACUGGUAGCAUCUUGUGUUGCUCCUGGCCCGCACUUGUCAUCAACUUCCAGCAUGACAAAUUCUAGCUUACUUGAUAGCAAGCUUUCAUUGCCAAAAUCUGUUAAUGAAGUUGGGUACCCAGAUUCACAAGGUUUGUCUUACAAAGGGAAGGGUAAACAGAGUCCUCCUAUUGAUGUACAGGAUCAUACUUUGGAGGAGAGACAAGCUGAGCCUGAUGGUGGGGAUUCUAGCAAGAUUCAGUCUGAUCCUUGUCGGCCCAAACGGGCUGAUGUAGAGGAAAUAUCAUCAGAAGGCACUGUUUCAGAUCAUCCUGUGAGUGACCAUGAACCGUAGGUGUUAUACAGGAGUAGACAGUGAAAAAUAAUUAUUCUUUGAUGUGCUUGAAUUUUUGUAGGCGUGAUGCAGAGUGAUUAACUAGCGUAUAUAGGAUCAUCUCUAGUGUAUAGUUUAUGUAAAAGGAAAUGAAAUGUCUACCGUUAUCUGCAUGCAAUCGUUUCUUUUGUCGUCUUGCCUUCAGUUGGAGAGCUCGCUAUUAUUUGCUGAGCGAACAAUGAAAUUUUCAUGUGCAUAAUGAGGUUCAUUCAGCGGAUCUGACCAGGUGAAUAGAAUUUAGACGAAAGUUUCUUUCAUGUUGCAGUAAGCUUCUGUCACCUAUAUCUUUUCAAACUAUAUGAGCUGUGCUAAUUUUUGUUUGGUAAUUGUAAAGUAUAUCCUUCUGAAUGUGAAAAUCAUUGGAGUUUAUAUUGGGGCACUAAAGUAAUAAUAAUGAUUGGUGUAGGCAUGGAUCAUGGGUAUAUAACACAUGAUUUAGUUAAUAUUUGCUGCAGCUAAAGAAUGAAAACUUAUGCGAUAAUGUUCCAUGUAUUACUCUAAUUUUCUCUGAGGUAAAGAUAGUUUCUCCUUGUAGGUGCUGGUAUAGCUUGAUUAGAAAAUGCAAGAUCUUCCCUUUUAGACAAACCAAUUUUCCUAGUUUUGGUUACAAAUUGUUUUUCUUUUUUUGUUGUGAAUUAGGUUGGAUUGAUCCUAUAUUUGUGUAAUAUUUCGAUAUUAUAAUGUGGAUUGAAUUCUUUCUUGAGUUAGCCCCGGGAAGCAGUCUGUUUUGGUUUUAUAUCCGUAUAAUGGUGCUUGAUUUGAAAUUCGAAUGGUGCUUAUGACUGAUGACAUAUCUUUGCUUUCACUGUGACAGUAUGACAUUACAGCAAAGCCACGAUGUCAUAGCGCGAGUUGAAAGUACUGUAAACAUUCUAGUACAUAAUCAAUGUCAGAUUGGUGGCUUCACUCUAAACCAUGAUAUGUGAACUAAAAAAAAGUGAAGUGAGUAGAGCGCUGGUAGGGUAAAGCAUAGAAAAACACUGUGAUGGAAUCGCUAAUUAAUUUGUGGGUUUACAUUUAUCAAAAUCAAAUUCUCGAUUAUUUCUUUUUCAUUGUUAAAUGCAUUGGUAAAUAAAGAAUAAGCUGACCCUCCGUCAAUAGUGGAAUUUUGUCUCCCAUAAGAAAU
Molecule: messenger RNA, 9174 nt
Organism: Durio zibethinus
Lineage: Eukaryota; Viridiplantae; Streptophyta; Magnoliopsida; Malvales; Malvaceae
Product: protein CHROMATIN REMODELING 4-like
Biological process (GO): chromatin remodeling
Cellular component (GO): chromatin; nucleus
Molecular function (GO): chromatin binding; DNA binding; histone binding
Source: RefSeq, a predicted model, not a curated record